AUGGGGGGAAAGCAGCGUGGCGGCAAGGGGACAGCGGGCGGAGGGGAAUCAGCUGCGGCGGGGACGACGCGGAUGGUGGACGGUGCCGGGGAGAAGGGGCGCGCGGGGGGAGGCGCAGGGGAGAAUGGUCGUGGCGGGGAAGGAGUGGGGAGAACGGGGCGGGCGGCGGAGGUGGCGGAGGUGGCGGUAUCGCUGGGGGUGACGGGUCACGCGGGGCACCUCGAGAUCAUCGCCGUGGACCGCCACAGCUUCCCCCUCCACCCCCGCCUUGCCCCCCCGCCCUUCCUGCUCCGCUGCACGCAUGUCCGCCUCUCCCCCUUUCGCUUCCCCACGGCUCCCCCCACUGCUCUCGUGCCGUCGUGCCGCCUUGCUCUCUUGCUGUGCAGCGUCCCUUACUUGCGUCACCUCCCGCCUAUACCACACCUCUCUCCACGCCAUACCCCUCCACUCGGCCCUAUCCUGUCAACAUUCACAACCAGUCGUUCCAUUUCCCAGACACGUCUUGCUGCAUGCACUGCCUCUAAGGGCGCCUCGCCCAUACGGAGCAAGAGCAGCCAGCUCGUUCCUCUUCUCCGCCCUCAUUCCACCUUCCUCUCCAAACCUCUCUCUCACAGCCUCCCAAGCUCCUCUCCCCAAACUUGUGUUACGCCCAACCUCUCCAUGCAGCCCAAGCCUCCCUUCCCCAAGCCUCUGGACGUUCGGGAGCUACCGGAGCUGUGCCCUCUGGCUGUGUGGGAUGACGUGGAGCGCCAGCUGGCGGUGGAGCCGCAGGAAGACGCCAUGUGGCAGUACGACUGGAUGCCACGUGGCGCCCUGUCAGCCGUGACACCUGGCGGGCUGGGCAGCGUGCUGCAGCCAGCGUGGCACCCUCCCUGGGUGGAGGAAUGGGGAGAUGGGGUGUGGGGGGAGGUUGAGGGGGAGGGGAAGGGCAUAGAGGAAGGGGAGGGCGUGGGUGAGGAGGAGGGAGGGGCGGUGAGGCGACCAGAGCUGGUGGACGAGCUGUUCUUCCCCCCGGGCACGUAUCUUGAUCUCACCCGCCCGCCCCCCUCCGCCCUAGAGCUCGUCCGUGGCACCACUGCUGGCGCCGCCCACCCCCUCGCCCUCUCCUCCCACCCACCUCCACACACUGCUGUUGCUGGGGGUGCAGCGGAGUUGCAGCAUGGGGAGGGGCAGCAGGCGGGUGGGGGGAGAGGGGAGUCGGAUGAAGCGCUAGCGGCGCUGUUUGCGUACUUGGAGAGAGGGGCGGAAGGGGGUGGGGGAGGGGGAGCAGCGCAAGGAGAGAAGAGGGGCGUUGGGGACUCGUUGCUACUGCUGAGUGUGCCGCCCGGGUUCACUGAGGGCGGACGAUUCGAGGCCAGGGAGGAGAGGGACAUGCUGCCGCUCUCGCUGCUGCGCGCGCUGGCCACCCCCCCAAAGGAGGUCUCAGAGGUGCCUCCUGAGGAGGCGCAGGUUGCGGGCACUGGAGGGGCAGCAGGGAGCGGCGCUGCUGGUGUGGAGGGGGGAGAAGGGGGAGAGGGAGAGGCUGAAGGGGAGGCUGGGGGUGGGCAGGGGGGAGGAGAGGGGGAGAGCGGGAAGCUUGGGUUUGCAGAUGUGUUUCAAACGGCGUGGGGUGCUGGGGGGGAUGAAGAGGAGGAAGAGGAGGAGGACGAGGAGGAGGAUGGAGAGGAGGAGGAGGGAGAGAAAGAGGGAGAAGGGGAGGAAGGGAAGGGGGUGGUGGGAGGAGGAAUGGGCGCCGGAGAAAUGGUUUCCUCUGCAGCCACCGCACGGCCGUCACCACAGGGCAAGCGCGGUGAGAGGAAGAGCGGGGCGGCAGCAGCAGUGGAUGCGCUGCUGGGGGCGGGCAGGGGGGCGUUUGGCAGCCUCGAGUGGUGGACUGCUGGCUCGGGCCUGGGGCUGCUGGGGGCUGCGCCGUCUGCUUCCCGCCCUGCUGCUUCCAAGGAAGGCCAUGCAUGGGCGUGGGCAGUGACAGACGGCAUACCGGAUCUGGACCGAGAGUUCGCCACCAUCGAGCCCGACAUGGCCAUGACCUUCCCUUUCCAGCUCGACACCUUCCAGAAAGAGGCCAUAAUCCAUUUGGAGCGCCACGAGUCGGUGUUUGUGGCGGCGCACACCUCAGCGGGCAAGACAGUCGUGGCCGAAUACGCCUUCGCCCUCGCUGCCAAGUGCACCAUGCUCCCCAUGCCCGAGUGCACCAUGCUCCCCAUGCCCAAGUGCACCAUGCUCCCCAUGCCCAAGUGCACCAUGCUCCCCAUGCCCGAGUGCACCAUGCUCCCCAUGCCCGAUGCACCAUGCUCCCCAUGGCUUAACCUUUCAUUUCUUCACUCGUCCCCUCACUCGAAUGCCAUCAACAAUUACACCCCCCCCUGCAAUCACCUAAAUUCCUUCCUCCCCACCUCCCUCCCCUCGCCCCCCCGCCACCAGCACUGCACGCGGGCAGUGUACACGUCGCCCAUCAAGGCCAUCAGCAACCAGAAGUUCCGUGACUUCAGCAAGCGGUUCGACGUGGGGCUGCUGACGGGCGACCUUAGUGUGCGCCCCGAGGCCGCCUGCCUCAUCAUGACCACCGAGAUCCUGCGCUCCAUGCUUUAUCGGGCUGCUGACAUCAUCAAAGACAUCGAAUGGACCACAGAGAUCAUGCGCUCCAUGCUGUACCGCGCUGCUGACAUCAUUAAGGACAUUGAAUGGGUGGUGUUUGACGAGGUGCACUAUGUGGUGUUUGACGAGGUGCACUAUGUGAACGACAUGGAGCGCGGGGUGGUGUGGGAGGAGGUUAUCAUCAUGCUGCCUCCCCACGUGGGCCUCAUCAUGCUCUCCGCCACUGUACCCAACACCACAGAGUUUGCGGAUUGGAUCGGCAGAACCAAGAGGAAGAAGAUUUUCGUCACAGGCACCACGCGUCGCCCAGUGCCCUUGGAGCACAACAUCUACUACGGCGGGCGCCUGCACCGCAUCUUUGACCGCGGGGACAUCGACAGCGCUGCUCUGCGCGCCGUGCACGCCGCACACAAGGCCAAGCACGCCCCCCCCGCGCAGCAGGCUGGAGGAGCCGGGCGAGGGGGUGGAGGGAGAGGAGGAGGGGGAGCAGGCGGGCAUGGGGGACAGCAGGGGAGAGGCGGGCAGGCGGGGCGGGGCGGCAGAGGAGGGGGAGGAGGGAGAGGGGGAGGGGGAGGAGGAGGAGGGGGAGGGGGGAGAGGGCGUGGGGCAGGGAUGGCAGCGGCGGGGAGGGCGAUAGCGGCGGCGAUGGGGGGAGGGGGAGGGGAUCGGUACCGGCGGUCGAUGGCGACUGAGUGGAUGCAGUUUGUCAACCUGCUCGGCAAACAGGAGCUGCUUCCUGUGGUGGUGUUCUGCUUCUCCAAGCGGCGUUGUGACGAGUCAGCGGACAGUCUGACCUCAGUGGACCUCACGUCAAAGAGUGACAAGAGCGCCAUCGUCAUGUUCUGUAACUCCGCCUUCGCACGCCUUAAGGGCUCUGAUAGGCAUCUGCCACAGGUGGAGCGCAUAUCGGAGCUGCUGCGGAGGGGCAUCGGGGUGCACCAUGCAGGGCUGCUGCCCAUCGUGAAGGAGGUCGUGGAGAUGCUCUUCUGCUCUGGCCUCAUCCGCGUGCUCUUCUCCACGGAGACAUUUGCCAUGGGCGUCAAUGCCCCUGCCCGCACUGUGAGUUUUGAGGCACCUCAAAAGGCGUCAAUGCCCCUGCCCGCUACGUGA
Closterium sp. NIES-65 is the source of this 3705-nucleotide messenger RNA. NCBI's taxonomy places the organism in Eukaryota, Viridiplantae, Streptophyta, Zygnematophyceae, Desmidiales, Closteriaceae. The record is from the annotation of a GenBank genome assembly.